GUUCGUCACGCCGUGGUAAGUACGAAGUACAGGAUACAUAUGUGCCUACGCCUGUGGGAAUGGAUGUCGGUACAUGCCGUCCGUACAGGUGAACCAGGUAAAGAGUGAUGAGCGCCCGUGGAAUUAAAUGUGAAAUGUGAGAGUGGGAGUGAGAGUGAAGUGUGAAGUGUGAAAGGAAGUGAGAGUGAGGUGUGAUGAAAUAACAAGACGCCUAGUCUCAAUCCAUCAAUGGGAAAGACGCGUGACCUUGGAUUGGAGAAGCUAGAGACAGAGUAUCUCGAGUAUGAGACAUUCUCAUCAAGACAAUCUCAUCUAGACAUUCUCAUCUAUACCCAUACCUCCCUCCCGAGCGCCAACCUAGCACGUGCAAUUAUCUUUCAAGUACCUAGGUACAGACUCAAUCGAGUAUACACUUCUCCUCACCAUAUCAUUCAUCAAUAUCACUCGACGACUCUACACAGUAUCUCGUCUGGAAAAUUCACAUCAUACAUCAUUCGUCAUUCGUCAUCCAUCAUCCAUCAUCCAUUGCCCAUUGCCCAUUGCCCAUUGCCCAUCGUCUAUCGUCUAUCGUCUAUCGCCCACCGCAUCCCACUCACAUCGACUCACUACAUCGACUCCUACUCCUCCGCCACCCUUCAACCACUUUCCGUACCAUCGUACCUUGCAUCAAUGACCCCUCCCUCAUUCGGCUUCUUUUGUACAACACCACACAUGACUCUCGUUGCGAAUUGAUCAUCAUUACUUGCAGGAAUCAAAUCCUGACCUCACCUCACCUCGCCUCCUCUCCACCCCUCCGUCCCUCCCUUGAAAACAAUUAUACCUGGGUCCACUACACAUCUCAAUCUCUACCAUUUCCGAGCCGACAUCAGGAAUUCAGCCGUCUCGGCUUCCCAACUCCCAAUCUCGGUAUCAACCCUGUUUCUUCACAUAAAAGUUGCAUAUUUCUCCAUGUGGCGUUCUUCAUCCCAAGUUCCAACUUCGGUACCAAGCAAGCAAGUCAACGAAUGCAUCAAAUUCCACACUUCAAUCCUGCAGUGAAACAAUCAAAGACAUCCCAACGUCUUAUCAUCACCACGAUCUAAACGUGUCAAUCAGUCAUCCAAUCUUCACCAUAGUUGUGUAUUCUUAAUUUUUAAUCCUCUGGUACCACCGUACCUUUGACUUUCAUUGUUCUUUCGUCAAAUUCCCUGAAUCUUUUCGCGCCGAGGUCAAAAUUGCUACGGCACGGGGUUUUUACCUUCUCCAUCUUCCUCCGCAUUUUCAUCAAAACAUCAUUCCGGGGGUGAAUACCUAAAACGGAUGUACCCCCCUCGAUUGGGUUAACUCAUUCAAUUCAGCCAGCUCUCUCUGAACCUUGUUUAUAUCAUCUGAUGAUAUAAUUUAUUCCUUUACGGCGAUUGCAGAUUUAGUGUCUGCUUCCUGGGAUAGUAAUGCUGAUCUUUGAUAGCCACACAGGUAGAGACUUUGAUGCCCAAAGACUAUUGACUACAAAAUGCAAAAAUUACCAUUGAGGAAGCCAUAUCAAAGUUUGGAUAGAGCAAUUCCGCUAAUACUGCGACCGCUAUUUCGAGCCUACAUCUUAGGUUAUGCAUCAAGUGCGGGACCAAGAUUAUUAACCCUUUUUUUGGUUCACUUGAGUCGACAUCGGAAGAAUAUUGAUCCAAAACCCGAAGGUGAAGAUUAUUUUUGGAGUUCAUUAGUUGGAAUUUUGAAAGGGGGUCUAGAGAUACAAAGGUUUCCAACGUUUUGUGCGGCGCUGGUUGGAGGCAGUACUUUAUUACAGAUUCCUUUACGGGAACUCUUUGAGAGGUUAUUGGGAAAUCUAUCUGUGGUCACUCAGCUAAGGCUCACUCGCUAUCUCUCAACCUUCAUAUCAGCUUACUUCAGUCUCAAAUUACUUCAAUCCCGUCCAAGUAAAACCUUCACUGAAGAUCUAGCAUUUGAAACCAAAAAUGGUAUCGAAUUACGGCCUACUAGGUUCGCGGGAAGAACUCUAGACUUGACGUUAUUUUCUUUUACUCGAGCUGUUGAUUGCAUAGUUGGGGAAUUAUGGGCUAGGAGGAAGAGCCGGCGACAAGCUUCUGGCAGGUGGUCGAGGGUAGACAGAACAAUCUCAUCCCUCACAGACCCAACUUUGUUCGCCACAUCUUGUGCUUUAACAAUGUGGGCUUUCAUUUACACACCCGCUCGUCUUCCUAGCGCCUACAACAAAUGGAUCAAAUCCGCUGCUCAAGUGGAUUCUCGUCUGCUAAAAGCUCUCCGCUAUUGUCGUUAUGGUGAACUGAAAUAUGGAGUCGAAACAGGUCAAGCACAUCUCCUGGGAGAUAUGUGCAAAGAUUAUGGUUUACCGGAAGAGUAUGGGGACCCUACAAAAUCCAUUCCAUUCCCAUGUGAAUUAGUCCACAUGGGUGCUGGUCCAAGCUGUGAAUUUCAUGCGGUGUCUAGAUUUUAUAAAUCUUUUAUUUGGUCUGCUUCAAUGUAUUUGCCACUAAACUUGGCACUUAUUUUCCGUAACCCCAAAAUUUCGAAAAAAGCUCUUACUCAUGCCCUCAAAUCAUCAGCUCGAUCUUCCGCUUUUCUAUCCAGUUUCAUAACACUUUUCUACUAUGGUAUCUGUCUGACUCGUACGAAAUUUGGUCCUUAUAUUCUUGGUACAUCUCCCCACGCCUGUCAAGCCAUCGAUUCAGGAUAUUGUAUAGGAACCGGAUGUUGGAUGUGUGGAUGGAGUGUACUGAUAGAAAAUGCAAAGCGGAGGGAAGAAAUGGGAUUAUUCGUAGCACCGAGAGCACUAGCUACGCUUCUCCCAAGGAGGUAUAGAUGGGAGGAGCAGUGGAUUGAGAGGGCAGUUUUUGCUUGGGGGACGGCGGUUGUCUUUACGUGUGUGGGAGAGAAUAGAAAUGGAAUUAGGGGAGUUCUGGGAAAGGUUGUGGGUGGGGUUUUACAUUCUGGAGGUGGCUUUUAGGCAGGGAGUUCGAUUUCGAUGGGGCAUCACGGCGUUUGUGGCAUACUUGUGAUAGGCUGAAGGUUCGACAUUAUAUAGUGCCCCUUCAAAACUCCAUUUGAAUGUUUUCGCCAUUCGAGACAUGAGUGUGACUUGACUUUACAUGACUUGUGGGAUGGCAGUAAUACCCAGCGCUGGGUGUCGGUGAACAAUGGUUUGAAAGUUCUAGCCAUGGAACGCUUUUGCUGUAAUAAGUUCGGGAUUUCCUUGGCUCGAGAUUUUCGUAGUUUCAACAGCAAUGUGAUGGUAGUCUUCGAAACUUUGGUCUUUUGACUUUGGGCAAGGCAAGAAAGAAGUUGUUCGAUUAAUAUGUAAAACAAAUUGAUUAAUA
Molecule: messenger RNA, 3332 nt
Organism: Botrytis cinerea B05.10
Lineage: Eukaryota; Fungi; Ascomycota; Leotiomycetes; Helotiales; Sclerotiniaceae
Exons: 5
Coding region: 1493-2962 (489 amino acids)
Source: RefSeq, a predicted model, not a curated record